AUGCUUAACUAUCACGCACCACAGCAACAACAGCAACCACAACGAAUGCAGCAAUUAUUGAGUAGCUCAAUUUCUAAUACCGACAAUUUCUAUUAUCCGCAAAUGGCAAACAUGCCAGCGCUGACAUUGCAAAGUGUUGGUGGCGCGAAUUGUGGUGGCAGCAGUGUCCGUGGGCUGACAACGUCGGCAUCAUCGUUGGAUCAGUUGCACAGCAUGACACAGCAUAAUGCAUUUGCUGGGCAUAAUUGCAACAACAACAACAAUGAUAGCAAUUCCAAUGCUAUUAAUAUGAGCCCGCAUCAAGCGAUUGCUGCUACAGCCGCUGCGGAUAGAAUCGCCGUCGGCAAUGAUGCCGUUGCUGUUGCUGCUUCUUCAUCGGCUGCUGCUCGCUGCGGCAGCGGUAGUACUUGUUCGCCCGAUGAACUUACAAAAAUCGAAGAUAACUAUCCUCUGCAUGUCGACGGCAGCAAACAUUCGGAGAAUGUUAAGCGAUUCUCUGUGAACAACUUGUUAGAAUUAGCCAAUGAUUGUCGCAUUUCGGGCAAAUUGCAGCAUCAGCAUCAACAGCAGGAGGAGAAUGUGGAUGGCACGCAAAUCAACGAUUUAG
Messenger RNA from Rhagoletis zephyria (snowberry fruit fly), 607 nucleotides. RefSeq lists its product as uncharacterized. The record is from RefSeq and is a predicted model, not a curated record. Lineage: Eukaryota; Metazoa; Arthropoda; Insecta; Diptera; Tephritidae.